Durotheca rogersii is the source of this 2645-nucleotide messenger RNA. Its product is annotated as T-complex protein 1. Gene Ontology annotation, molecular function: ATP-dependent protein folding chaperone; ATP hydrolysis activity; ATP binding. Gene Ontology annotation, biological process: protein folding. The coding region runs from base 414 to 2117 and encodes 567 amino acids. Gene Ontology annotation, cellular component: chaperonin-containing T-complex. NCBI's taxonomy places the organism in Eukaryota, Fungi, Ascomycota, Sordariomycetes, Xylariales, Xylariaceae. The transcript is spliced from 3 exons. The record is from RefSeq and is a predicted model, not a curated record.
GAAUAAUUCUCCCACACCCGCAACAAAUUCAAUUAAGCGGGCAAGCUCAUCCUAAUGGCAAGGUCCCCAUAGUGUGGAAGGCAACUAAGCAGACGAAAGUUCUACCUAGCCUAUCCAUCGCCCACCUUGGGCUCGACACCAACCGUCUUCAUCACUUCACCUACCUGACCUAACUCACCAAGGGGCAGCCUGAACAGAUCGCAACCUCGGUCGAUACACCUCAAGACUACACGACCACCAACUACUCCCGAGCCCCAUCUCCUUGGUAUCAACUCGGUUUCUGCCUGCACCUGGCACUAGCCCCAGCAGGUGCCUACAGCUUUGGCCGACCCCCGCGUUUGAAGACCGCUAGCAUUAAAAGAACCUACCUAGAGCGCCCCCAAGCUUGCGAAGAAGCACACUCUCCUCAACAGAUGGCGUCCAUGUUCGAGCAACCCGGAAACGGGACCCUCUUCCUCGGCGGGCAGAAGAUUUCUGGUGCCGACAUUCGGGAUCAAAAUGUCCUUGCUACCCAAGCUAUCGCAAACGUUGUUAAGAGCUCUUUCGGCCCGAGCGGCUUAGACAAGAUGAUGGUGGACGACAUCGGAGAUGUUACCGUGACCAACGACGGUGCCACCAUCCUAAGCUUACUAGACGUAGAGCACCCCGCCGGCAAGAUUCUCGUCGACCUGGCCCACCAGCAAGACAAGGAGGUCGGCGAUGGCACAACUUCGGUCGUCCUAAUCGCGGCCGAGCUUCUACGACGGGGGAACGAGCUUAUGAAGAAUAGAAUACACCCAACCACCAUCAUCACCGGGUACAGGCUUGCGUUAAGAGAAGCUAUCAAGUACAUGAACGAGAAUGUCAGCACCAAGGUGGAGAAUCUUGGCCGUGAUUCGCUGCUCAGUAUUGCCAAGACCUCCAUGUCCAGCAAGAUCAUCGGCGCCGACUCUGACUUCUUCGCCAACAUGGUUGUAGACGCCAUCCAGGCAGUCAAGACAACAAACAACCGCAACGAGGUUAGGUACCCGGUCAAGGCCGUAAAUAUCCUAAAAGCACACGGCAAGGGCGCGCUCGAAUCGCUCCUGGUAAAGGGAUACGCUCUAAACUGUACCGUUGCUUCCCAGGCCAUGAAGACCCGGAUACAGGACGCUAAGAUCGCGGUGCUCGAUAUGAACCUACAGAAGGAGAGGAUGAAGCUCGGCGUGCAAAUCACGGUCGACGAUCCGCAACAGUUGGAGCAGAUCCGCGCACGUGAGUCCGGAAUGGUCAUCGAGAGAGUCGAGAUGAUACUCAAGGCCGGCGCGAACGUUAUCCUGACGACUAAGGGCAUCGACGACAUGUGUCUGAAGCUCUUCAUCGAGCGGGGCGCUAUGGCCGUGAGGCGGUGCAAGAAGGAAGAUCUGCGGCGAAUUGCGAAGGCCACCGGCGCGACUUUGCUCAGCACUCUUUCGGACUUGAAUGGUGACGAACGCUUCGACCCCUCGUACUUAGGCUACGCCGAGGAAGUUGUCCAAGAGCGUAUUUCGGAUGACGAAUGCAUCCUCAUCAAGGGAACCAAGUCGCUGUCUUCCGCCUCUAUUCUUCUCCGCGGGCCGAACGACUUCCAACUCGACGAGAUGGAGCGGUCCGUGCACGACUCUCUGUGUGCGGUCAAGAGAACUCUCGAGAGCGGUAGCAUCGUACCCGGCGGUGGGGCGGUGGAGACGGCUCUGCAUAUCUACCUGGAGGAGUUCGCCGGCACGGUUGGCUCGAGAGAGCAGCUGGCUAUCGGCGAGUUUGCGCAAUCGCUUCUCAUCAUCCCGAAGACGCUAGCCAUCAACGCGGCCAAAGACGCAAGCGAAUUGGUUGCGCAAUUGCGGUCACGGCAUGCCCUGUCGCAAAGGACGCAGGACGGAGAAGCCAACGAAGACGAGAAGAUAGUCGCCCGCAAGAAGAACUACCAGAACUACGGUCUAGACCUGAUGAAAGGCAAGGUCGUUGACGAGAUCAAGGCUGGCGUGCUAGAACCCAGCAUGAGCAAGAUUCGGCAGCUAAAGAGUGCAGUGGAGGCUUGCAUUAGUAUAAUGCGUAUCGAUACCCUGAUCAAACUCGACCCGGAAGAGAAGGGGGAGCCAGAUGAUGGCCACGGCCACUGAGAAGGGGGGAUAAAUCCAAAAGCCAAAGGGGGCGGCCAAGUGGGCAUAAGGCGUUCCUUAUGGGAAGACGAGUCGAGAGACACAGGUCUAACCCUACAUUCCAACAAGCAAUUUCCGGUUCCGAAAAUGAUCAGCAUGUGCAGUACUAUGAGCGUCUAGCAGCGCCAUGGCUUUUUUUUUAUACGUUCGUAGGCAGAUCAGUAUUGUGCGGUGAGAGAGGCCAGAUGGAGGGAUGAUGAUGCAUAACAAUCCCUGACCGCCCGCAACUUGGUCAGCGGAAUUCGGGCGGGUAUGAUGCGAAGCGGGUUGCGUCGGCUUGAAAUGUUGUAGGUAGGUAAUUAUGCGUGCCAUGCUGCCAAGGCCUCAGCCGAAGAAGCCCCAGCCAGCCGCUCAGCUUUCCCCACGGUAUGCCCCCGCCGUAGUUUGUGGACAACCGACUACAACAACAACGGCAAUACCAAACAACAGCGUCGUGCGACGUGUUCUUCGUCGGCAAGAUUCGACGGCCUUGGCUCGGGGGUGAUUCCG